Mesorhabditis spiculigera is the source of this 1359-nucleotide messenger RNA. The record is from the annotation of a GenBank genome assembly. Lineage: Eukaryota; Metazoa; Nematoda; Chromadorea; Rhabditida; Rhabditidae.
AUGCUGGAAGCCAGUCAAAAGCCAUUCAAUGUCUACUAUCAGCCACCGGAAAGCGGCUAUGAUUCUGCUACACAUUCUGCGGAAUCGUCGCGCAGGAAUUCGCUGGGAUUCAAGGAUUUUAUGAAGAAGCGCCGUUUUUCGAUUGUUGGAAGAGCCACGUUUUCACAGCAGCGUCCACUGUUUCCGGGCUCUGCUCAGCUUCUAUCCUCCCGUACAUCGUCCAGCGGCGAAUCUAUCCGACGUACGUCCGAAUCCCAGAAUGGAGACUCGCCCGAAGACGAAGACGACCUGUCCCCCAGACCUCUAUUCCAGCGGCGGAUGAGUGUACCUGAAAAGGUUUUUCACAGUGCUGACUAUUGCAUCCUGCGACCCAGUGAAGAGCCGGACGUGCGCUAUGAGAUUGUCGCGGCUUUUGACCGUUUCACCGACCCGUACCGCCAUUAUAUGCAAAGCCUCACGUGUUACGACUUAGCCCCCGUUCACUCAGCGGUCGUCGUCAUGGAUGGCUCGCUUUUGAUUCACAAAGCGCUUACCAAUCUGCUCGAGUCUGGCCAUCAAGCCGCCGUCAUCACGAAUUUGAAUAUUAAAAAUGGUUUCUCGAUGCUUACCUUCACCGACUGCCUACAAGCCAUCCAACUGGCCACCCAAGGACUGCAGCCGGUCGCCGAGCAAACAGUCGCCGAAUUCAUGCAGCACAACAACGGCAAGCAACUGAUAACCGCCGAUGUGGACACGAGCAUCUGGGAUGCGGCGAAGUUGAUUUGUCUGAACAGUGUCCAUCGUAUUCCGGUCAUACAGAAGGAAGAUCCGGAUGCUAAGAUAGGAGAUGUUCUUUAUAUGCUCACGCUCAAGACGGUCUUUCAUGAGACUGUAUUACGGCUGUCGGACCCCAAAUUCGCCCUCGGCCCUCACAUCAAACACCGUACCCUCUCCGAGGCCAAAAUAGGAACCUGGGACGACCGCCACGAACUUCACACGGUCGGCGAAGAUGCAAAAUGCUCACAAGCCAUAGAAAUGAUGAUCGAAAAGCGGGUCUCUUGCGUGCCAGUCAUCGCCAAGGAUAAAAAAGUGGUCGCCGUGUUAUGUAAAACCGAUUUAAUGGCCGAGCUGCAGGCGCACCCUGAGAAUUAUUUGCAAAUUAUGGAUACACCAGUUUUGACUGUAAUUGGCAACAAGAAGAGUCCAUUCGUUACUCCGACCUCCAUGCUAUUGGAAGUAAUUGCUCAACUUGCAUCCAGCGAACGUCAAUCCCUCUGCGUCGUCAACGUAGAUGGUCAUCUCCUCGGAAUCGUCUCCUACGCCGACCUCAUGGACUACAUCCAGAAUUCUUCGGAAAUUCACCACAAAAUGAGCUGUACC